This is a messenger RNA of Gossypium raimondii (Peruvian cotton), 2147 nucleotides long. RefSeq names its product sugar transport protein 14. Gene Ontology annotation, cellular component: nucleus; membrane. Gene Ontology annotation, biological process: regulation of DNA-templated transcription; transmembrane transport. The record is from RefSeq and is a predicted model, not a curated record. Bases 1505 to 1894 code for a protein of 129 amino acids. The transcript has 3 exons. Gene Ontology annotation, molecular function: DNA-binding transcription factor activity; carbohydrate transmembrane transporter activity. Lineage: Eukaryota; Viridiplantae; Streptophyta; Magnoliopsida; Malvales; Malvaceae.
AUAGAAAUUUGUUUUUUUUCAAUUUGGUACACUUAUUUAGUAAAGUUAUAUAUUUUGGUUCUAAAAAGUAGCAAUGUAAAUUUUUAGUGUUUAAUUCUGGUUUUAAGGUUAAUUCAAUGAAAGUUAAUUAUUGGUAUUACUAGUGUUGAAUUUUCAUGAUUUUGUUAAUAAAAUAUAUUUAAUUUUAAUUGUGACUUUGUUUGAUUUUGUGUUUAAUUUGUUAAAUAAGUAUGAUGCUUGUGUUAUUUUGGGUUAUAGAGUUGAAUUGAUGAAAGCUAAUUAUUGAUAUUAUUAGUUAAGGGUAAAUAUAAUUUUUGGUAGUUGAAUUUGGAUUCAAUGUCCUAAUUGAUUAUUAUGUUUAUUUUUGCUCAUAUUUGUACCCAAAUUUGACUUUCGUCACACCUUUUAAUUUGUUUUUGUAACUUCAUUAAAAUUGGAUGAAGUGGACCAAACAUCAAGUUACAUGUAACAGGUACAUCAGCUAAUGAUGUGGCAUGUGUGUCACGUGCCUAAACUUAAUUGGUCCACGUCAUCUAAAUUUGACUGAGUUACAAAAAUAGGUUGUCAAAUGUGUGAUGAAAGCCUCUAAUUCAUAUGCCCUUCGCCUUUACCAAAACCAACAGCCUACACUUGUUCUUCACCAUGGAACCAAUGAUCUUCGCCUUUAUCAAAAUAGUGUAGUUUAUAAGUUUAAAUCGGUAUAAAUAAAUAUAAUUUUCCUUUUAGCUCGUUUAUCUUUUACUUUUUUUUCUUUAAUAAAUUAGUAAAUACUUCAAGAAAGCAGCAACGACGUUUUUGCUGAAAUAUAAACAAGCCUCUAUUCUCCAAUGCGAGUUCGAACAAUUAAUUUUCAGUAUGGUGAUCUUGGCUUUGCUUAAAUAUCUUAUAACCAUGCAAGAUUUGUCUAUACAAUACUGUCAAAGUUUAAUAUAAGCAAGUUAGAGAGGAAUCAAGAAAGGGAGCACUUCAUCUAGGAUACAAACAAGCUUUGGCUUUUUGUAAGUCUCUGUCCCCUGUAUAUGGUUGCUGCUUUCUUGAAGUAUUUACUAAUUUAAAAGAAUCAGGAAAGCCAUUUUCUGGAAGUUGUUUAUAUUUCAUGUGAAUUUGGGCAAUAUACUUAUGGUUUACUUGUAAUUUAGGAUUAAUUAUACUUUAUAUGAGGAGCUUGAUGCUGGGGAUAUGGAGCGGACAAGAGAUGUGUACAGGUAAGGUUCAUGGAUCUUUAGCUCGUGCCGGUAAGGUGAGAGGCCAAACAACUAUUUAUCUAUGUUUUUAUAUGGGAUGAUAAAUAUAUCACAUGCUUCAGAAAAGGAUAAACGUGGUGAAAAAUAUCGAUUCACUAUAAAAUUGAUUUGAGAACUGGCAUUUUCUUCACUUUCUGGACUAAUCUGUUUGUCUUCUGCAAAACCCAGAGCUUUUUUUUUCAUUUGUUUUCUGAAAUUGUCCACCAUGGCUGGUGGAGGGUUUGGUAAUGAAGGAGGGAAUUUGAAGAGAGCUCAUCUCUAUGAAUACAAUAUUACCAAUUACUUUAUAUUUGCUUGCUGCUACAGGGGGAUCUCUUUUUGGAUAUGAUCUUGGUGUUUCUGGUGGAGUGACUUCCAUGGAUGAUUUCUUGAAGGAAUUCCUCCCAAAGAUAUAUAGAAGGAAACAAGCAAAUCUUCAUGAAACUGACUACUGCAAAUAUGACAACCAGCUCCUCACACUUUUUACGUCUUCGCUCUUCGCAGGCCUUGUUUCUACAUUUGGUGCCUCCUAUGUUACUAGAAACAAAGGGCGUCGAGCCAGCAUCCUUGUUGGUGCAGUCAGCUUCUUCCUAGGAGGAGCUAUCAAUGCAGGUGCGGUGAAUAUCACAAUGUUGAUCGUAGGACGCAUUCUUCUUGGUGCUGGCAUCUAAAUGUGUUUGGUAUUUUAGGUAUCCAACAUUUAUUGAUGCACUGAGAGAUUUGGAUGAUCCUCUUACAAUGGUGCACCUGUUUGCAAUGUUAAUUUUGAAUUUUUGAAUCUUUGGAUUUAGGAUUUGUUUGAAUCAUCCUUCUAAUUAGUUACUUUUCUCAUUUCCUACUGGAUAGAAAUGUGUUUGACUUUGGAUAUUUUCAUCAUUUCAGGCAAGAAUGAUUGAUUUUUAUUACAGUUUGAUUAUGGUUUUA